Molecule: messenger RNA, 3892 nt
Organism: Rattus norvegicus (Norway rat)
Lineage: Eukaryota; Metazoa; Chordata; Mammalia; Rodentia; Muridae
Source: RefSeq, a predicted model, not a curated record
AUGGAAAGGAGUGGAGAGGGCCAGGAGUCCCCCCCUGAGCCCAGGGUAACGCUUAAAGUUGGGGGGCAGCCGGUUACUUUCCUGGUAGACACAGGAGCCCAGCAUUCAGUCCUCACUCAAGCUUCAGGACAACUCAGCGACCGGACGGCCUGGGUACAAGGAGCUACUGGUGAGAAACAAUACCGAUGGACUACGGACCGCCGGGUUCAGCUGGCUACCGGUAAGGUGACCCAUUCCUUCUUACAUGUUCCGGACUGCCCGUACCCUCUGCUGGGCCGUGACCUGCUCACCAAACUAAAAGCACAAAUUCAUUUUGAGGAAGGAGGGGCCCAAAUAACUGGCCCCCACGGAACUCCCCUUCAAGUUCUAACCCUACAAUUAGAGGAUGAAUAUAGACUAUAUGAACUGGGACAGGACAAGCCACAAUCCCAAGAAAUAGGCACUUGGGUCACGAAUUUUCCACUGGCUUGGGCAGAGACUGGUGGGAUGGGGUUGGCGCUCCAACAGCCCCCCUUAAUUAUACAGUUAAAGGCCACUGCAACUCCAGUCUCCAUAAAACAAUACCCUCUGUCACAUGAAGCUUAUCAAGGCAUAAGGCCUCACAUUACGAGGCUUCUGGAUCAAGGCAUCCUAGUUCCCUGCCGGUCGCCUUGGAAUACGCCUCUUCUGCCUGUAAAGAAACCCGGCACUGGAGAUUAUAGGCCAGUACAAGACUUGAGAGAGGUCAACAAGAGGGUAGAAGAUAUUCAUCCGACUGUUCCAAACCCUUACAAUUUGCUCAGUACACUGCCCCCUACACAUACUUGGUAUACGGUUUUGGACCUGAAAGAUGCCUUCUUUUGCCUCCGGCUGAGCCCGAAAAGCCAACCCUUAUUUGCCUUUGAGUGGAAAGACCCUGAAGUAGGGCUUUCAGGACAAUUAACUUGGACAAGACUGCCUCAAGGGUUUAAAAACAGCCCAACGCUCUUUGAUGAGGCCUUACAUCGGGACUUAGCUGACUUUAGGGUUCAGCAUCCCACCCUCAUACUCCUGCAAUAUGUAGAUGACCUCCUCCUAGCGGCCACUUCUGAAACUGCAUGCCAACGGGGAACUGAAUCCCUCUUACAGACUUUGGGACAAUUGGGCUACCGAGCCUCUGCCAAAAAGGCUCAAAUUUGCCAGACCCAGGUUACUUAUUUAGGCUACCAGCUACGGGAUGGACAGCGAUGGCUGACCCCGGCCAGGAGACAGACUGUGGCCGGCAUCCCUGCCCCCAUGAAUGGCCGACAGCUACGAGAGUUCUUGGGGACAGCGGGAUUCUGCCGCCUCUGGAUUCCUGGGUUUGCUGAAAUGGCAGCCCCUUUGUACCCCCUCACUAAACCGGGGGUGCUCUUCCAGUGGGGACCAGAGCAGCAAAAAGCAUUUGAAAACAUCAAACAGGCCUUAUUGUCCUCCCCUGCCUUGGGUCUCCCUGAUAUUACCAAACCUUUUGAACUGUUCAUCGAUGAGAAACAGGGGUAUGCUAAAGGGGUCCUAACACAAAGGUUGGGACCCUGGAAACGCCCUGUAGCCUACCUGUCUAAGAAAUUGGACCCUGUGGCCUCCGGCUGGCCACCGUGCCUAAGGAUGGUGGCUGCUAUUGCUGUCCUGAUCAAGGAUGCUGGAAAAUUGACUUUGGGACAGCCACUCACCAUCCUAGCACCCCACGCAGUGGAGGCCUUGGUAAAGCAGCCCCCAGACCGCUGGCUCUCUAAUUCCCGCAUGACCCACUACCAAGCCUUGUUACUGGAUGCAGAACGGGUUCAGUUUGGGCCCGUAGUCGCCCUCAAUCCUGCCACCUUGCUUCCUCUACCAGAGGAGGCAGAACAACAUGACUGCCUACAAAUCCUCGCAGAAGUACAUGGAACCAGGCCGGACCUAUCGGACCAGCCUCUUCAGAAUGCUGACCACACAUGGUACACGGAUGGCAGCAGCUUCUUGGCAGAGGGAGAGCGAAAGGCUGGAGCUGCGGUCACUACGGAGGACAAAGUAAUUUGGGCAAAAGCCCUGCCUGCUGGUACCUCUGCACAACGGGCUGAACUCAUCGCCUUGACUCAGGCGCUCAAGAUGGCAAAAGGUAAGAGGCUAAAUGUAUAUACAGACAGCCGCUAUGCCUUUGCCACGGCACACAUCCACGGGGAGAUCUACCGGAGGCGGGGGCUGCUCACAUCUGAGGGUAAAGAUAUUAAAAAUAAGGCUGAAAUUCUGGCCCUCUUAGAAGCCCUAUUCUUGCCCAAAAGACUGAGUAUUAUGUAUUGUCCAGGACACCAGAAGGGGCACAACCCAGAGGCACGAGGAAACCGGCUGGCCGAUGCCACGGCGCGAGAAGUGGCCAUGAGCAAACAAAUCUUACCCUUAAAUAGCCCAGACCAACCCACGCCCCCACCAGUGGGACAAACCAGUUGGGUUUAUGCCCAUGAGGACAUAGAGCUCCUAGAAAAAAUGGGGGCCAUCUACCACCCUCAACUAAAACAGUGGGUCUACAAAGGAAAGACAGUUAUGCCAAUAAAAAUGACUUUUGAAUUGAUCUCUUUUUUACACAAAUUAACCCAUUUGGGGUUUAAGAAGAUGAAAACCUUACUAGAUCGGGAAGAGAUAAAUCUGUGGUUUUUGAAUCGGGACAAAGCGAUACAAAAGGUGACUGAGAGUUGCAAAGCGUGCGCUCAGGUUAACCCGGGAAGGACCAUGAUUGGACAAGGAGUUCGUCCUAGGGGACACCGUCCCGGCAUCCAUUGGGAAAUUGAUUUUACUGAAAUUAAACCAGGUAUGUAUGGAUACAAGUAUCUCCUAGUGUUUGUAGACACCUUCUCAGGAUGGGUCGAAGCCUUCCCCACAAAGCACGAGACUGCAAAAAUGGUCACCAAGAAGCUCCUCGAGGAAAUCUUUCCCAGGUAUGGCAUGCCUCAAGCGUUGGGGUCGGACAACGGGCCCGCUUUCGUCUCCCACGUAAGUCAGUUGGUGGCCAAAUUGCUGGGGAUUGAUUGGAAAUUACAUUGUGCCUAUAGACCCCAGAGUUCAGGUCAGGUAGAACGCAUGAAUAGAACAAUUAAGGAGACUUUAUCCAAACUUACGCUUGCAACUGGCUCAAAGGAUUGGGUGGCCCUCCUUCCCCUAGUUCUCUAUCGGGCCCGGAAUACCCCGGGCCCCCAUGGUCUAACUCCUUUUGAAAUAAUGUAUGGAGCACCACCCCCAUUUGUCCAUUUCUUUGAUUCAAACAUUGCUGAUUUCACUGACAGCCCUUCUCUGAGGGCCCAUUUACAGGCCCUACAGAUUGUGCAGAAAGACGUCUGGAGACCUUUGGCCGCUGCUUACCAGGACGAGCUUGAGCAUCCGGUGGUGCCACACCCGUUCCAGAUUGGAGACACCGUGUGGGUGCGCAGACACCAGACCAAGAAUCUCGAGCCACGGUGGAAAGGACCCUACACCGUCCUCCUGACUACCCCGACCGCCCUAAAGGUAGACGGAGUCGCGGCUUGGAUCCACGCAUCACACGUCAAGGCAGUCCGGUCUGAGGAAUUGACUAAUCACAACACUACACCCCAGACAUGGAGAGUUCAGCGCACUCCAAACCCCUUAAAGUUAAAACUCCUACGUGGCUCCUCCUAGUCCUUUUGUGGCCUAGAGUCAGUGGGGGAAUAAGCCCCCACCACAUUUAUAACAUUACCUGGAUAGUCACUAAUCUCAUGACAGGAAGGCUGGCUAAUGCUACCUCCGUAAGGGGGACACUGGCCGAUGCCUUCCCUCCCUUAUACUUUGACCUUUGUGAUGUGAUAGACUACAAGUGGGAGCCUGGCACUACCCAUAAUUGGCAUCCCUCAACCACCUACUAUGGUUGCGGUCCGGCUUCCCACAGCAAAGAGAUCUACGUUUGCCC